AUGGCUAAGGAACAAGAUUCAAAAAGUGGAUUUAUAGCCAUGUAUGCGACUCUUGCGAGCCGAGAUGUGGACUGUAGUUUGAUUCCAGAAUCACCCUUUUACCUUGAGGGAUCAGGUGGAGUAUUGGAGUUCAUUGAGAAAAGACUGAGAGAACAAGGACAUAUGGUUAUAGUAAUAGCUGAAGGUGCAGGUCAGGAGCUAAUUCUUCAUAAUGACAAAUUUAAUAAGAAUAGGCCAGAUGCUGCUUCAGAUGACUUGUUUCAUGAUGUUGGUCUUUGGUUAUCUCUCAAAAUUAAGGAUCACUUUGCAAGAAAUAAGAAAAUGACUAUAUAUCUGAAUUAUAUUGAUCCUACUUACAUGAUUCCUGCUAUUAAUGUGUUUUGCACCUUACUUGCUCAAAGUGCCGUUCAUGGUGCAAUGGCUGGAUACACAGGCUUCACAGUUGGUCCAGUUAAUGGCAGAAAUUGCUACAUUCCAUUUCAUAGUAGGGAUCCCCAGAAAUUCUACAACCAUGGGCGAAAGAUUAAGUAUCCCGCGCAGCCUGACGAGCAGUAG
Messenger RNA from Vicia villosa (hairy vetch), 555 nucleotides. RefSeq names its product ATP-dependent 6-phosphofructokinase 1-like. The coding region runs from base 1 to 555 and encodes 184 amino acids. Gene Ontology annotation, molecular function: 6-phosphofructokinase activity. Gene Ontology annotation, cellular component: cytoplasm. The transcript has 6 exons. The record is from RefSeq and is a predicted model, not a curated record. Gene Ontology annotation, biological process: glycolytic process. Lineage: Eukaryota; Viridiplantae; Streptophyta; Magnoliopsida; Fabales; Fabaceae.